This is a messenger RNA of Medioppia subpectinata, 1657 nucleotides long. The record is from the annotation of a GenBank genome assembly. NCBI's taxonomy places the organism in Eukaryota, Metazoa, Arthropoda, Arachnida, Sarcoptiformes, Oppiidae.
AAGAGGAUCACAAGCGAAGAGAUGGUGAGUUCGGGCAGCGGUGCGACCAAAAAGUCGAAGACUGAAGAGCAGAGCGAAGACGUGGAGAUGAAAGCGGUGGAGAGCGGGGCCGCGGAGUCGUCUCCGCCAGCGGUGGUGGACGUGGAUGUGCUGACCAUCGAAGAGCUGAAAGAACAGGCGCGACAGAUAGAGAAGUCCGUGUCGUCUAAGGAGUCGCGAUUUGUGUUACGAGUGUUGCGAUCGUUGGCCACAACUCGCAAGAAGUUGAACGCAAAAGUGAUGCGAAAAAUCAUUAAUGGUUUUUACACGCAUUCAAUCAAUCAGAAGGAAUCGCUUCUUGUCUUCAUCGACGAGCCGAUGGACACCGACUCCGGCGGUCAGCCCUUUAAGCCGAAGGGCACCAAAACGUCUCAUUUGCCGCUUUUGCCCGAAUUAGACAUUUAUUUCCAUCUUUUGGUACUUUUAUAUCUCAUCGAUUUGGAGAGAAAUGAAAACGCUGUGAAAUGUUCGGAUCAAUUGAUGGCGAAGAUCAUGAAACAGAAUCGGCGAUCUCUGGAUGUGUUGGCCGCCAAAUGCUAUUUCUAUCACAUGAGAUGCUAUGAACUGACGGAACAAUUGAAUCGAGUGAAAGGCUUCUUUCACUCCCGGCUCCGGACGGCGACCCUUCGCAACGAUUUCGAUGGACAGGCAGUUCUUCUGAACUGUCUGUUGCGGACAUACCUUAACUACAAUCUCUACGAACAGGCGUCCAAAUUGGUGUCGAAGUCGGUGUUCCCGGAAUUGGCGCCGAAUAACGAGUUCUCGCGAUUCCUCUACUAUUUGGGACGCAUUAAAGCCAUUCAAUUGGAGUAUUCGGAGUCCCGGAAGAACCUCUUGCAGGCCAUCCGAAAGGCGCCGCAACACAAAGCGCUCGGAUUCAAGCAAAUCGUCCAGAAGUUGGCCAUCACUGUAGAGCUCCUGUUGGGUGACAUUCCGGACAGAGCGCUGUUUCGUGACCCAUCUCUGCGCCGAUGUCUGGCGCCGUACUUCCAGUUGACACAAGCCGUACGCACCGGUAAUCUGAAGCGAUUCAACGAAGUGUUGGAAAACUUUGGCCCACAGUUUCAAUCGGACCACACGUUUACACUAAUCAUACGUUUGCGACACAAUGUGAUCAAAACAGGCGUCCGAAUGAUUAAUCUGUCGUAUUCUCGGAUCCAUUUGAAAGACGUGGCGAACAAACUAAUGCUCGACAACUCGGAGGACGCGGAAUACAUCGCCGCCAAAGCCAUCAGAGAUGGAGUGAUUGAGGCGACACUCGAUCACGAGAAGAGUUUCGUUCAGUCCAGAGAGACAACAGAUGUCUACUGCACUUCCGAGCCGUUGACGGCCUUCCAUCAGCGCAUCACCUUUUGCCUCGACAUUCACAACCAGUCCGUCAAAGCCAUGCGAUUUCCCCCCAAAUCCUAUAACAAAGACUUGGAGUCCGCAGAGGAGAGACGUGAGAGAGAGCAACAGGACUUGGAAUACGCCAAAGAGAUGGCCGACGAGGACGACGACGGCUUUCCUUAAAUUACUGGCCAAUCGAUGACAACAAUUCACGCGUUUAUAACUUUAAUUAUCAAAUAUUUCUUUUUUAAAUGAAAGAAAAGUACAUUUUUUAUAAUUAACUAUUGAU